This is a messenger RNA of Neospora caninum, 3492 nucleotides long. RefSeq names its product possible RNA-binding protein, related. Gene Ontology annotation, cellular component: ribonucleoprotein complex. The transcript is spliced from 7 exons. Gene Ontology annotation, molecular function: RNA binding. The record is from RefSeq and is a predicted model, not a curated record. The coding region runs from base 1 to 3492 and encodes 1163 amino acids. NCBI's taxonomy places the organism in Eukaryota, Apicomplexa, Conoidasida, Eucoccidiorida, Sarcocystidae.
AUGCUGGCGGGGAGCUCUGCCGUGGGGGGCGCGUCUGUGCGUGCUCCCCUGUACAGCACGGCGAAUAUUUUGUACAUCAAGAAUCUAUCGCCGUUGGUGACCGGGGACCACAUUCGCCAGAUCUUCUCGCACUGCGGAGAAAUCCUCACCAUCGGCUUCAAAGCCUACACGAACAACCCUGCGCAGCGCUACUGCGUCCUCGAGUUUCGCGACUCCGCAGGGAUCACAGCCGCAUCCCAGCUCAACAACACGCCCCUCCUCAAUGUCCCCAUGGUGGUGACGGUCGUGGAGCCCGCGGGAGGCGGGACCUUCAUCGCCCCUCCGGAGGCCCUCGCGACCAGCGGCUCGGGCUCCACUGCCGCUUCUCUCGAGGCCCUCGCGAAACAAGCAGCUCUGAAUGUCCAGCAGCCGGUCGGCUUGGCACAGCCUGCGGUUGGCGAAGGCAUGCGGCAGCUCCAGCAGCUCCAGCAGCUCCAACUCCAGCAGUUCGAAGCCAACAGCGCGGGUGCCCUCGGAGCCGGAGCCCAACUAGCGACCGCGGGCGCGGUCGCGGCGCUGGGGGGACAGGCCGGAGGCGCCGCGGCUUUUGGGGCCAUGCCGCUAAACAGCCAAAUGAGCGUGGUCGAAAUCGCCAUGCAGAACCACCUCAGCAACUUGCAGGCGGUUCAAUCAGCAGCUCUGCAGGCGAAAAUCCUCGCCGAGAAGAAGAAGACGGAGUUAGGCCUAGGUGUCUCCAUCGGCCCCGGCGCCGGCGGUCUCCUUCCCGCUGCGGCCUCGCUGGUGACGGGGUGUCCCUACAAGGAGACGGAGCUCCAGCAGCUUGGGCGCACUCUGUUUGUCGAGAAUUUCCCCGAGGAGUAUGAAAAGGAAGAGCUUCGCUUGCUGCUCCGGGACUUCGGGAAAAUCUCCGACCUCCGCGUGGAUCAGCAUCCAGAGAAAAAAUCCAAGUUCGCCGUCGUCGAGUUCGAGACCGCUGAAGAGGCGCAGUUUGUGCGAGGCAUGGACGGGAAACCGAUUGGCAACCUGACGCUGACCAUCAAGGCAUCGCAGUCUCUGGUGACCUUCCGCGACCCAGACGGCGUUCUCUUUGACGUCCCGCCGCCGCCGAUUCUCGCCGUCUUGAAACAGCAGCAGACUCCGGAGGCGCAGCAAGAAGCGUUGCAGAACAAGCUGAAGGAGGUGAAGUACGCGAAAAUGGAGAUCGAGGACAAACUGAAGGGCCCCAACGGCCUGAAGAGUCGGCCGAAGCGCGAGAGCAGCCGAAGUAGAGCGGGGGGCGGCUCUGGGCGAAGCCUCCUGCGCGGCAGAGACAGGCGCGGCGCUUCGUCGCGGUCUCGGUCGCGGCCUCUCCGGAGUUCGUCGGGACGCAGAAGGAGCGUAGACAGACGCGAAGAAAGUCGAAGGAUGGGCUCAGAGGGCGCCAAGGACAGGGUGCUUGCGGGUGCGUCGGGGGCCCUGAGGAGCGUAGAACAACGACGGAGCAUCAGUCGCUCGCCCGACGACGCCGUGGACGAGAUGCGCCAGGCCCCGACCCCCAGCGCACAGAAGGCCGAGCAGAAGGGGGACGACCGGGAGGUGUCUAUGUCCCCGAGGGCGACGGACCGAGAAGGCGAGGGAGGGAGCGGAAGAAAGGGCGGGAAGCGCGUGAGUCGGAGUGUGUCUCAGGACGCAGGUGCUAGGAAGCUCGCGGGCAGUGGAGACGUUUUGGAAAAGUCGCCGAGGGAGACAACUGGGCCUGGGGAGGCCCCCUUGAGUGUCAAGGACGAAAAGAAGCCGGGUCACGCGGGCGAAAACGGCGUCGCGUACGCGGAGGAUGCGAGCGGCGGGCCGAGCAGUCCGGGGUUUGCGCCCUCGACCAAAGACUCCAAGAAGGAAAGAGACGGUAGGGGCCGCGAGUCGCGGAGCCCGAGGAGGCAGGAGGGGCCAUCGAGCAAGAGAGGCGAUUUCAGCUCGGGGACGUCUCGCUCGCCGUCCACGGAGCGCCGGAAGACACUGAAAGACAGAGAAAUGCCCAAAAGGGGCGUGGACGCGUCCCUCUCGCGCUCGCCCUCCGGCACGCGGCGCAAGGCCCCGAGCUCGGGGCCUCCUGCCCAGCGGGGGGCGGACCCACGCCGUCCUUCUUCGUCCUCACGGUCGCCGCGCGGUCGCAGUAACCCUCGCUGGCGUUCGUCGUCUUUUUCCAGGAAGAAGGAAGACGGCCGCGACCUGUCGCGGGAGAGGAGUGGCAGAGACGGACCGAGGCGACCUUCUUUGGACGGGAGACGAGGGGGACCAGGAGACAGAUGCGCGAGGCGCUCCGGCUCGAGGAGACGCUCGUCGGUUUCGGACUCUGACCGCAGCUCUUUCUCCCCAGGGCGCCCGAGGCGAGUGCCGCCAGGACUCCGCGGCCGGCGCCGGCUCUCUGGAGACGAUCGCGACCUUUCCUCCAGCGAGCCUGGAGCAGCCUACGGCAGGCCUCGGCCGCGGGGGUUGCCGGCACGACCUGACUCGGGCGAGCGCGGGUCUCCGUUUUCGCGCCGGAGGCGCCGAAGUGUCUCCAGAAGUGGAGACCGGAACUCCGUGGAAGACGGCAGGCUCAGCAGGGGAGGGAGUCGGAGCCGAGGCCCUGGGCGCCCCGGGGCCGGUCGUCGCGGGUCCAUCCGACUGGAAGAGGAAAUGAGAGACAGAGACGACGACUACCCGCACCGCGGGGGCUUUCCGGGUUCGCGGGCCCGAGGAGACAGACGCGGCGGGGCUCCCUCGCCCUACAGGCCGCCUGGGGGCAGAAAGGCCGGCAGUCGUGAGCCUUCGUUUGGGCGCGAAAUGCACCCGGUCGAGAGAGGAGACGGACUGGGAGGUCGGAGUGGAGCGCGCAUGCCAGUCCGCGGCCGCCCGAGUGGAGCCCAACUAGCGGAUACAGCCAACACGUGGGGCGGAGGCCCCAGCCGCCAGGACAAGAAAGGGCCGCUAGGUCAAGGAGGAAUGGGGCCUCGGGGUGAAGAUGGAGUGUUCGGGCUCAGAGAAGGGCCAAGGGGACGAGGGAGACAGGCCGGCAGGCGAAGGCUAGGAAGAAGAGGCAACGAAUCUGGUGACGAUGGAGGGCGCGAUGCACGAAUGGACAGAUACAAAAGCCAGUCAAGGUCGUUGAGUGAGGACAGCGACUCUUCGUCGUCCCCCGUCAGUGCCCGUGGCGAGAAUGGCGGCGCGAAGUCCGGAGGACCGUGGAGCCCCGUCUCGCGUGGGGCGCGCGCGGGGCGAGAGGCGGACCUGGGGGACGGUGAAAAGUCUUCGCGCGCCGCGCUGGAGGCGGGCACCAGGCUCGAAAGGGAGUCCGGUGGGAGAGGCCCUCAGGGGACAGGUGGAUCGACGGAGAGAGGGGGCGGCUCCGUGGGAGACGGCCUUUCUGGCGCGAAGGAGACAGGAGUCUCCGGGCCCCAUCCCAGCCGAGCCCAACCUAUGAAUGCUUUGUGUGGGGGCCGCCCCGGGGCUUCGGGUACCUCUGGAGGGGCAUGA